UCAAAACACCCCAAAAAACACCAAACCGCCUUAGUACAUGGAAUGUCCCAAUUCCCCAACUUUAUCUUGCAAACAAAAGGGCGGGUGGGACCAUAAAGUGCAGAGAACAGCCCCCCAAACAUUGAUUCACUCCCACAAAGUCACAUUCUCCCCCCCAGUUAACCCACUUACCUUUCUCAGAAAAAUUCUCACUUGAUGCUCAAUUUGGGGUUCCUGCAAUCUCUAUAUUUUGUAAAAGAAAAUUAUAUCGUUGUAUGUGGUCCCCUCACGCUCUUUUCCCUGCCUUGAAAAUGAUACCAGAUCAGUUCAGUUUCAUUUUUUCAUUUCAUGCAUGAAAUGAAACUGCUCUCCCCAUCAUAUAUGACAUAAAAAUUAAUACGUUCCUUUACAUUUUACAACUCUCCUUAUAAAAACACUGGACUACUAGUCCAGUAAAAGAAAAACAUUAAUAUAGUAGAACAAUGUCUAGUACCGUAAAGCUUUUGUAACAGCAGCCCGGAGCCUCUCUCUCUCUCUCUCUCUCUCAGAAACAAAAGCCUCUUCAGCCAGCCAGCCGGCCAGCCACCUUUCAUAAACACUCAAAAACCCUUAAAAAAGCUGUUUUCAUAGCCCCAAGAAAGAGAAAGAAAGAAAAAAAAAAACCAGAACCUGAAGAAAAUGUCUCAACCUCUCACAAAACCAAACAACAGCUUAACAUCAAAACCAUCGCCGCUCUGUGCUUUUCUCUUCCUCAUAAUCCUCUGCAUUCUAGGUUUCUACGCUGUCCAUUACCCACCCAGAAAUCCCCAAAAUGACCUUCUCUUCCACCAAAUAUUCCUCUCUUCUGCCAACAACAACACCAUCUCUUCCUACCUCCGUUCCCUCACUUCCCACCCUCAUCUCGCCGGCACAAAACCUUCGCUUGAAACGACCCACUACGUUAAAACCCACUUUAAAAACCUUGGCUUGGAAACGCAUACGGUGCCGUUUAAGACCCUUUUGUCUUACCCUCUUCGUGCUUCAGUUUCAUUGCAUUUCGACAACGGCACCGUGUUAAACUUGCCGUUAAACGAAAUUGGUAUUUCUAGUUAUGCUCCUUCAGGCUUGGUACAACCUUACCAUGCAUAUUCUCCAUCAGGAACGACGCAGGGUGAUGUUGUUUUUGUGAACAAUGGAACUGAAGAUGACUAUCGUGCGCUGGAAGUGAUGGGGGUUAACGUUAGUGGCUGCAUAGUGAUAGUUAAAAAAGGUGGUAGUUUGAGCAGAGGGGCUGCUGUGGAAAUAGCUGAAAAAAAAGGUGCUUUGGGGGUGCUAAUGUAUGCUGAAGGGGAUGUUUCAAGGGGUAGUUUCCGGUUUGGAGUUGAAAGAGGGACAGUUAUGAAGGGAGUUGGGGACCCUUUAACUCCUGGAUGGGCUGGGGUUGAAGAUGGGGAGAGGUUGGAGUUGGAGGACAAUAAGGUUUUGGACAGGUUUCCUGGAAUUCCAUCUUUGCCCUUGACUUUUGAGAGUGCUCAGGUUAUUUUAGAGUCUCUUGGGGGUCCUGAGGCGCCUCAGAAAUGGAGGGAUUCCAGUCGAUCUAAGUUAUCCCGGGUUGGACCGGGUCAGGUUAUGGUCAAUUUUAUUUAUCAGGGGGAGAAAAAGUUGGCAACAAUUCAUAAUGUAUUUGCUGUCAUACGGGGGUCGGUAGAGCCAGAUCGCUAUGUGCUUCUGGGGAAUCAUAGAGAUGCAUGGACGUAUGGAGCCGUAGACCCCAAUAGUGGGACUGCAGCCCUUCUUGAUAUUGCUCGAAGGUAUGCCCUUUUGAUGCGAAAGGGUUGGAACCCUAGAAGGACAAUUAUUUUCUGCAGUUGGGAUGCUGAAGAGUUUGGAAUGAUCGGUUCCACAGAGUGGGUUGAGCAGAACCUUGUGAAUCUUGGUGCAAAAGCUGUGGCAUAUCUUAAUGUUGAUUGUGCAGUUCAAGGGCCUGGAUUCUUUGCUGGGGCAACUCCUCAGCUAGAUGAUCUUAUUUUUGAGGUCACAAAGAAGGUCAAGGAUCCUGAUUCAGAUGUUGCUACAAUAUAUGACAAGUGGACAACCAUGAAUAGAAUUAGCAAUAUUGACAGACUAAGUGGAGUGGAUUCUGAUUUUGCACCCUUCUUGCAUCAUGCCGGGGUUUCUUCUGUUGAUAUAUACUAUGGAAGGGAUUUUCCUGUAUAUCAUACUGCCUUUGAUUCCUUCAACUGGAUGAUAAACUUCGCAGAUCCAUUCUUUUGGCGUCAUGUGGCUGUGGCUGGAGUAUGGGGUCUUCUAGGCCUUCACCUUGCUGAUGAUCCCGUUCUACCUCUCAAUUAUCUCUCCUAUGCAAAACAAUUACAGGGGCAUAAAGAUGUCCUGAGCAGUUUUGUAGAUGGUAGCAUGUCCCUCACUCCCCUAGAUGCAUCAAUUCAAGAACUUGCAUCUGCAGCUAAACGCGCUAAUGAUGAAGCAAAGAGACUGAUGGAGCAAGGAUUUACCGAUGAUCUUUUAGUUUUGAAGGUGCGAGCAUUGAACGAUAGGCUGAUGCUUGCUGAAAGAGGCUUCUUAGAUACAGAUGGAAUUAAAGGAAGGGAGUGGUUCAAGCACCUUAUUUAUGGACCUCGCAGGAACCAUGAGAGCAAAUUGGAAUUCUUCCCUGGAAUAUCAGAUGCCAUAGCUGAAUCGACAAAAAUGAGCCAAAGGGAUGGGCAGGCAGCAAUUAGGCAUGAGAUUUGGAGAGUUGCUAGAGCCAUUCGAAGAGCUGCUGUUGCACUCAAAGGGGAACUCACCUGAAACUGAUCAACCGUGAAAAGACAGAAAAAGACAGUGAGGCAGAAACUUGUACAUAUAUGAGUUUUGAAAUUUCUUUCAUUUCCUGCUUCAAACGAACUUGGUAGCUUCCCAUCAGAGCUUUUGUAAAUUGUAGUGGGGAGCCAAUCGAAAUUGCUGUAGCUUAUGAGUAAUGCAAGUUUUUCAUUGUUCUUUUUUUGGUCCA
Messenger RNA from Theobroma cacao (cacao), 2968 nucleotides. It is a transcript of the gene AMP1, whose product is annotated as Peptidase M28 family protein. The record is from RefSeq and is a predicted model, not a curated record. Lineage: Eukaryota; Viridiplantae; Streptophyta; Magnoliopsida; Malvales; Malvaceae. Gene Ontology annotation, molecular function: carboxypeptidase activity.